GGCUCGGGGGCGGGGCGCUAGUUGCUGAGGCGCGUGGUGGCGCGCGGGCUGUUGGUACUGCUCUAGCCUGCGCAGACUCAGCUGUGCUCCGGACUGAGACGCCGGGUAGGAAACGAUGGCUGCGACACCCGGCGCGAACAGCAGCAGGAGGCUGAGCGAGCCCCCGGCGCCUCUCCCUGGUCUAUCGCACGGCUUCGGGAACCCUCCGAUCAAGCGGGCCCGAGGCUUCCCGGAGGCCGCGGACCCCGAAGACCCGUUCGACGAGCACGCGGAAUUCACUGAAGACGACCUAGAGGAACUCGACAUCCUCGCGUCACAGGCCCUUAGCCAGUGUCCGGCCGCGACCCCGAACUUGUCCAGUGUUCACAAGAUCCGCCGAUUAGAUGGGUUACCAAAAAGUCCUGCAGGAAAAAACAGAGAAAAUGUACCAGUUAAAGAUAAUUUCGAAUUAGAGGUACUUCAGACACAAUAUAAAGAACUUAAAAAAAAGCUAAAAGCAAUGGAAGAAGAAGUCCUAAUUAAGAAUGGAGAAAUUAAAAUUUUACGUGACUCACUGCAUCAGACAGAAUCCAUUCUAGAAGAACAGAGAAGAUCACAUUUCCUUCUUGAGCAAGAGAAAACUCAAGCACUCAGUGAAAAGGAAAAGGAGUUCUCCAAAAAGCUCCAGUCACUGCAGUCUGAACUCCAGUUUAAAGAUGCAGAAAUGAAUGAAUUAAGGACCAGGCUUCAGAGCAGUGAACAAGCAAAUAGACUGGCUGCUCCCACCAGGUCCCACAUGAGUCCUAGGAAAAGCUUUUCUGUGGUUAUAAAGCCAGAAGCAUGUUCUCCAUACUUUGGAAAAUCAACUUUCCCUACAAAGGAGUCUUUUAGUGCUAACAUGCCACUCUCCUAUCCCUGCCAGUCAGAGGCAGGAUGCAAGUCUCUGGUGGGCCGAGAGAUUUCAGAUGAGACUCACAAUCUGAGAAGUAACAUCAUAAAACCUGCUGUGCAGCAGAAAACUCUUACUGAGAGCUGGAUGCAAAGAUCCAAUACUCAAGGUUCCAUUUUGAUAAACCUGCUCCUGAAGCAGCCUUUGAUCCCAGGGUUAUCUCUAGGUCUCUGCCACCUCCUGAGCAGUUGUUCUGAGGUUCCUACUGGCACUCUCUCACAGCCACCAGGACUUGGCAGUAACUUGAUUGGGAUUUCAAGCCUCAAGGCCACAGGUUCUCGUGAUGGGUUGUUUUCCCCCUCUACCUUGAGAGAAGCACAGAACUUGGCACUCACUGGACUAAAUCUGGUUGCCAGGAAUGAAGAAGGCUCACAUGAUGGAGACCCAGAAGCAGAAAGCAGAAGAGUCUUCCCACUCUGCCACCUUCCUGGAGCUGUGCACAUCCUCCCACUUGUACACUUCUUCAUUGGUUUGCACUGUCAGGCUCUGCAGGAUUUAGCUGCAGCUAAGAGGAGUGGCACCCCUGGGGGCUCUCCAACACGUACAUCCUGUGUGAGCUCUGGAGCAGAGGCCAACUCUGAGGACUCCCUCUGCAACCUGGAAAGCUUCUCUGUGGCUUCACUUAGCAUCCUUCAGCACCUGGUGUGCCACAGCGGAGCAGUUGUCUUCCUGUUACUGUCAGACAUGGGGACAGAAUCUGCUGACAGGGAAGGAAAUGGGUACCUAGGUCAGACUCAUACAGAUGUGAUCUCAGCCCCCAGGGAGGCGGAGGAUGACCAACGACAGCAUCCACUGUUGAAGAUGCUUCUUCAACUGUUGGCUUUCUCUUCUGCAGCAUCAGGUCACUUUCAAGCCAAUGUCCUGAGUCAGUGCCUCAAGGUUUUGGUGAAAUUAGCUGAAAAUGCUUCCUGUGAUUUCUUGCCCAGGUUCUCCUGUGUAUUGCCAAUGCUGCCACAGUGUCUCAACCCAGAGCUGCCACUGCCUUGUGUGCUGCUGGCUGUUGAGCUGCUCUCCCUCCUGGUGGACCAUGAUAGCCUUGCACAGCAGCUGUGUUCCCACUCAGAAGGUUGCCUUCUCCUGCGGCUGUACAUAUACAUCAUAUCAAGGCCUGACAAAGUGGCCUCGGAAACACAGUGGCUUCAACUGGAACAAGAGGUGAUAUGGCUCCUGGCCAAGCUGAGUGUGCAUAGCCCUUCUCCCCCAGUCACUGGUUCUGACUGCCAAUGCAAUGUGGAGGUAGUCAGAGCGCUCACCAUGAUGCUACACAGACAAUGGAUGACCAUGCGGCGGGCAGGGGGGCCCCCAAGGACCCACCAGCAGAAGCGGACGGUGCGCUGUCUGCGAGACACAGUGCUGCUGCUGCAUAGCCUGUCUCAGAAGGACAAGCUCUUUACUAUGCAUUGUGUGGAGGUCCUGCAUCAGUAUGACCAGGUGAUGCCAGGAGUCAGCAUGCUGAUUCGAGCCCUACCUGAUGUGACUGACUGUGAAGAGGCAGCCUUGGACGACCUCUGCGCUACAGAAACAGACACGGAGGACCCGGAAAUGGACUGUAGCUGAGGCCCUGAGCAUCCAGCCACAAGGUGGCACCAGCUCCCGCUGCUGCCCUUAACCUC
Molecule: messenger RNA, 2541 nt
Organism: Nannospalax galili (Upper Galilee mountains blind mole rat)
Lineage: Eukaryota; Metazoa; Chordata; Mammalia; Rodentia; Spalacidae
Gene: Atrip
Product: ATR interacting protein
Exons: 13
Coding region: 116-2485 (789 amino acids)
Biological process (GO): DNA repair; DNA damage checkpoint signaling
Source: RefSeq, a predicted model, not a curated record